Molecule: messenger RNA, 1147 nt
Organism: Stomoxys calcitrans (stable fly)
Lineage: Eukaryota; Metazoa; Arthropoda; Insecta; Diptera; Muscidae
Gene: Sod3
Product: extracellular superoxide dismutase [Cu-Zn]
Exons: 5
Coding region: 308-1087 (259 amino acids)
Biological process (GO): removal of superoxide radicals
Molecular function (GO): superoxide dismutase activity; copper ion binding
Source: RefSeq, a predicted model, not a curated record
GAGGGAUUGAAUGGAUUGGAUUAACGCCAUAGCCAACAGCAGCAGCACCAGCUCCACCAGCACCGUCACCUCAAGCAACAUCGCCAGUUGAUCAAAACAAUAAUUCAUUACCACGAGAGAGAACAGUUGUGUGCCAGUGCUCGUAUUAAACGGUCGGAUUUCUUGUGUCUGCGAUCAAAUCGGAGAGUGCCAAACCUUGUUUUAAUUUUUUUUUUCUAAAUUUAAUUGUGAUCAGCAAACCUAACCACAUUACUGCUAGCUAAGCAAGAUAUCUUUUCAAAGCUACUUCAACAAAAUAAACUCAACAAUGAAUACUUGGCAAAUAUUUGUAAGCCUAUUGUCCAUUGUGGCAGUAUCGGCCAAAUCAGCAGAAAAAAACACUCGCAUUGAAGCCAUAGCCUAUGUGACAGGAACUUCGACAGCCACUGGAAAUGUCACAUUCAUACAGAAUGGCUGUGGUGAAAAUGUCCAUGUACGUGUUUACAUUACCGGCUUGACACCUGGUAAACAUGGUUUCCAUGUCCAUGAAAAAGGAGACUUGACAAAUGGCUGCCUUAGCUUGGGAGGUCAUUUCAAUCCUGACAAGAUGGAUCAUGGCGGUCGCAGUGAUGAAGUUCGUCACGUCGGUGAUUUGGGUAACAUUGAAGCCAAUGCCGAUGGUGUAGUGGAUACCACAUUCUCGGAUCAUUUGAUCAGCCUGACUGGUCCCCGCACCAUUAUUGGUCGUGGUCUUGUUAUACACGACAAUGUGGACGAUUUGGGCAAGACCACUCAUCCGGACUCCAAGAAAACUGGCAAUGCUGGUGGCCGUGCUGCCUGCGGUGUUAUUGGUGUCAACCCUAAUUAUCCGCCUUUGCCUUGUACUCCAUCAUUGAGUCAACAAUCGCCAGCACCACCACAACAACCACCGCAUUCAUCAUAUCAGCCCACAUUUUAUGUACCCCAUGAUAAGCCCAAGGAUCAUGUUGUUUAUCCUUUACUCUCCUCCCCAUCAUAUCCUUAUACUCAUGUUGGCUAUCCCCCCUCCUAUCCAUACCAUUAUCCACAGCCAUAUCAUUAUCAGCCUUCCUAUCCAUAUUUCUAUUAGAAAAUGUAUCUUGAAAUUCAACAAAAGUGAACGUUGGGUGUUUGUGUCUUUGGGUCCAUA